Molecule: messenger RNA, 255 nt
Organism: Phalaenopsis equestris
Lineage: Eukaryota; Viridiplantae; Streptophyta; Magnoliopsida; Asparagales; Orchidaceae
Product: cytochrome c oxidase assembly protein COX19-like
Exons: 2
Source: RefSeq, a predicted model, not a curated record
AUCAACACAUACCAUUUUUUCACUUAUUUGGGUUUUAAAAGCAAUUUUGGCCAAGCAGGUGGUGCUUUUGGUGGAAAUAGGGGUGCAAAACCUGUACCGCCGGAAAAGGGCAUAUUUCCCUUGGAUCAUCUUCAUGAGUGUGAUUUGGAGAAAAAAGAGUAUGUUGACUGCCUCAAGUCCUCUAGAUUCCAAACCGAAAAGUGCAGGCAUUUGUCGAAGAAAUAUUUACAAUGUCGAAUGGAAAGGUAUGUUUAU